UUGAAUUUAAUCACCUAGCAGCAAUGCCAGCCGAUUACAAUGGAACGUGGGAAAUGGUAUUAAAUGAAAACUUUGAAGGUUAUAUGAUUGCUUUAGGCAUCGAUUUUGCUACCCGUAAGAUUGCAAACCAUCUAAAACAAACAAAAGAAUUUAUUCAAGAUGGAGACAAUUUCAAGACAAAAACACUGAGCACUUUCAGAAACUAUGAAUUGAAUUAUACCAUAGGAGUGGAAUUUGAAGAGCACACUAAGGGGCUUGACAAUCGAGUUGUGAAGACAACAGUGACUUGGGAUGGUGACAAACUUGUCUGUGUCCAGAAAGGUGAAAAAAACAAUAGAGGCUGGAAACAUUGGAUUGAAGGAGAUAAACUGCAUCUGGAAUUGACUUGUGAAGACCAGGUGUGCCAUCAAGUCUUCAAGAAGAUAAAAUAGACUGUUGAAACUGAUGUAGCUGCCACAUUUGUGUU
Messenger RNA from Pseudonaja textilis, 466 nucleotides. RefSeq names its product retinol binding protein 2 (gene RBP2). Lineage: Eukaryota; Metazoa; Chordata; Lepidosauria; Squamata; Elapidae. Gene Ontology annotation, molecular function: lipid binding. The record is from RefSeq and is a predicted model, not a curated record.